AUGUCUGCCAACAAGUUCGUCGCCAUCGCAGCCCUAUUGGCUGUUGCCGAGGCUCGCUUUGGCCAGGAGCAGGUUCCUGUUGCGGCCGUCCAAGCCCUGGGCGCUGCUGGCUUUGGCGAUCCCGGCGUUGCGGCUACCAUUGCCGGCUCCAUUCCCUCUGCUCUCCUCGCCGCGUCGAGCCCUUGCGAUAAGCUUUCCAUCGCUGAUCAGAUGAUCGAUGAGCUCGGCAAUGAUCCCCAAGUCAUCGAAGCAGCCCUUGGCCUGGUGUCCGCCGAAACCAACUUCAACCCGUUCGCUGUGGAUGUGCCCUUUGUCUGUGCCGACCCGGCACUGCCCGCCACCGCUGAGCUGCGAGGCGUCACGCCUCUCGUGGACCCAGCGGUCACCGGUGCUGAUGUCGCCAAUGCCGCGUCUGCGCAGUCACUCAACACGCCUUUCGAUGCCGAGGGUCUGUCCCAGGCUGAGGUGAUGAUCGCCCAGGGCUUCACCAGCUUCACUGCUGUGGAUGCUGCGGGCGAGAACACCGUGCUUGAUGGGCAAGACGGCGGAGCCGAUGCUGGCGCCGGCAAUGGUGCCGAUGACGGGGCCGAUGACGGUGCUGAAGAGGAGGAGGAGGAGGAGGACGACGACGACGACGACGAAGCAGACGACGAAGAGGUCCCAGCCGGUUGUCCGGUGCAGGCUCCCGCCGCCGGCGACGAUGACGAAGCCGACGAUGGUGCGGACGCAGGGGAUGCAGCUGGCCUGGACUUUGGCGUCUGCCAGCCCACCAUGGCCUUUAUCGGUGGCGUGAAUGGCCGUCCUGCCGACGAAUUUACAUUCAUCCCUCAGGAUUCUCUCGUGGCCGAGGGCCAGCAGGAAGCCCUGAACCCCAACAUCAUCACCAACCGUAUCUGCGAUCAGCUGGUCAACGUGUGCGACGCCAGCGAGGCGGCCAUUGCGGCUUGCGAGGAUGCUCAGGCGGAGAUUGAGGCGUUGGGCACGAGGGACCAGAGCACCGCGGACACCUGGAAUGCUCUGCUUGGCUUUGCUGGCACGGACUCCUCUGCCCCAUCUGUCUAA
Molecule: messenger RNA, 1062 nt
Organism: Emericellopsis cladophorae
Lineage: Eukaryota; Fungi; Ascomycota; Sordariomycetes; Hypocreales; Bionectriaceae
Exons: 2
Coding region: 1-1062 (353 amino acids)
Source: RefSeq, a predicted model, not a curated record